This is a messenger RNA of Hyaena hyaena (striped hyena), 1177 nucleotides long. RefSeq names its product syntaxin-binding protein 3. Gene Ontology annotation, biological process: intracellular protein transport; neurotransmitter secretion; vesicle-mediated transport. Gene Ontology annotation, molecular function: syntaxin binding. NCBI's taxonomy places the organism in Eukaryota, Metazoa, Chordata, Mammalia, Carnivora, Hyaenidae. The transcript is spliced from 13 exons. Gene Ontology annotation, cellular component: plasma membrane; secretory granule. The record is from RefSeq and is a predicted model, not a curated record. The annotation marks the transcript as partial.
UUCUUUCUCCUGGCUGAAGUAGGUUGCCAGCGGGAGGCGGCGGCUGCUCCUCCGCAGUGUUGGGAAGAUGGCGCCGCCGGUGACGGAGAGGGGGCUGAAGAGCGUGGUGUGGCAGAAGAUAAAAGCAACAGUGUUUGAUGACUGCAAGAAAGAAGGGGAAUGGAAGAUCAUGCUUUUAGAUGAAUUUACCACUAAGCUUUUGGCAUCGUGUUGCAAAAUGACAGAUCUUCUAGCAGAGGGUAUAACUGUUGUGGAGAAUAUUUAUAAGAAUCGAGAACCCGUCAGACAAAUGAAAGCUCUUUAUUUUAUCUCUCCAACACCAAAGUCUGUAGACUGUUUUUUACGUGAUUUUGCAAGUAAAUCCGAGAACAAAUACAAAGCAGCAUAUAUAUACUUCACGGACUUUUGCCCUGAUAGUCUCUUUAACAAAAUUAAGGUUUCUUGCUCCAAAUCAAUAAGAAGAUGUAAAGAAAUAAAUAUUUCCUUCAUUCCACUUGAGUCUCAGGUUUAUACUCUUGAUGUACCGGAUGCAUUCUAUUACUGUUACAGUCCAGACCCUAGUAAUGCAAAUGGAAAAGAUUCUGUUAUGGAAGCGAUGGCUACGCAGAUAGUUACAGUAUGUGCUACCCUGGAUGAAAACCCUGGAGUAAGAUAUAAAAGUAAACCUCUAGAUAACGCCAGUAAGCUUGCGCAGCUUGUUGAAAAAAAACUUGAAAACUACUACAAGAUUGAUGAAAAGAGCCUAAUAAAGGGUAAAACUCAUUCCCAGCUCAUAAUAAUUGAUCGUGGCUUUGAUCCUGUGUCCACUGUCCUGCAUGAACUGACCUUUCAGGCAAUGGCAUAUGAUCUACUGCCAAUUGAGAAUGAUACAUACAAAUACAAAACAGAUGGGAAAGAAAAGGAGGCUGUCCUUGAAGAAGAUGAUGACCUCUGGGUCAGAAUUCGACAUCGGCAUAUUGCAGUUGUAUUAGAGGAAAUUCCCAAACUAAUGAAGGAAAUUUCAUCAACAAAGAAAGCAACAGAAGGAAAGACAUCACUUAGUGCUCUUGCACAACUGAUGAAAAAGAUGCCCCACUUCCGUAAACAGAUUACUAAGCAAGUUGUCCAUCUUAACUUAGCAGAAGAUUGCAUGAAUAAAUUCAAGCCUAAUAUAGAAAAGCUCUGCAAAAGUGAACAG